This is a messenger RNA of Trypanosoma cruzi, 1119 nucleotides long. RefSeq lists its product as uncharacterized. The record is from RefSeq and is a predicted model, not a curated record. The coding region runs from base 1 to 1119 and encodes 372 amino acids. The transcript has a single exon. Lineage: Eukaryota; Euglenozoa; Kinetoplastea; Trypanosomatida; Trypanosomatidae.
AUGAGGAGCCGAUUGCCCAGUGGCGGUUCAGUUGUACAUAUUCCUCACAAUUGCCGCGUACCGGCACUCGCCGUAUCUUUUCAUCACCAACAGCGGAGACACCGGUAUCAACGCCAGCAACAACACGAACACCAAAAGGAGGAGCAUUUGUGUGCCAGUGAGUCGAAUGGCGGGGACACGCCGGUGGGCAAUCCGCGGUGUCCGGCCUCUACAUAUGCCGGCGUGCGUGUCGGUUCGUACAUCUUGUCACCAGUCUUCGAGGAGUAUCAUUCUCUGUGGCAGUGGCGGACAGUGAUGUGGCGGGAGAAGCUCCAUGCCGUGCCCUUUCUUCUUUACUGUGCUCCUGGGGUUCCCCUGCGGCAUCCGUUUCUUCAUGGCACGCUUGUUGAAAGUAUCACCACACCAGCUGCUAAGGGCCGGCUGAGAGAAGGCGCAUCAGCUUCGAAGACAACGGAGUUUGGCGUGAAGCAACGCUACAUGUCACUGGCGGUGCCAUCACCCAUCGGAAUGCUGUCCCCAGCCACUUCCGGGACGUCGGCCUGUCACCCCGCCGCUAAGUGGGUCGAUGAGUUGUUUCAUUUUUUGGAACAGGGAGCGGCGCAGACGGCGGGGGUGCCGAAUUAUUUCUCCAGUACGUACACAGAUGUCUUCAAGAGCGGCGACGCGACAAUUCCCUCCCUGCGAGGGCAAACUGCUUGGAAAAAACAACACGACCAGAGCCGCAACACCGCCACCGCCACCGCCACGGAUUUGAAAGAAACUUCGGGUAGUGACAACAACGUUCAUCACAGUACGCAGCGCGUUUUGCACUCCAACUGGAGCGUUCCGUUGAAAAACCGAAACGUCAUUGGAUGUGGUCUAGCAGAAGUGGUGCUGGCCAUUGAUCGCUAUGCGGCGAUGUUGGCACGGCGUGAAAUCACUUACUCAAAGGCCUGCUGGGCGGUGCUUGUGGACAGCAAAGCCGACGUGCAGCCGUACCUGCGCAGCAGUGCUGUGGCCAUUGAGAAGGAACUCAUCGCGGCGACGGCGGCACAUGAGGCCGUGACGGCUGCGGUGGGCGAUCCUGCGAGACGGCCGCUUCUUAAGCUGGCGGAUUACCCUGCGCUCGCCCGCUGGUAG